Messenger RNA from Gossypium arboreum, 3193 nucleotides. RefSeq lists its product as uncharacterized. The coding region runs from base 930 to 2876 and encodes 648 amino acids. Gene Ontology annotation, molecular function: ribosome binding; Hsp70 protein binding. Lineage: Eukaryota; Viridiplantae; Streptophyta; Magnoliopsida; Malvales; Malvaceae. The transcript has 3 exons. The record is from RefSeq and is a predicted model, not a curated record. Gene Ontology annotation, biological process: regulation of translational fidelity; 'de novo' cotranslational protein folding. Gene Ontology annotation, cellular component: cytosol.
GGGCUAGCCCAAGUGUCCCAACUGCAUACCCUGCUUAUCUUCCCAUCUCGGCCGAGAGUCGAAUCAUUUAGCCUUUUCCCUAUAUCAUAUAUAUACACAUGCAAUUCCCAAGUUUCAGAUCGAAAGAAACUGCGUCACUAAUAACAUCCAUUGCCUCCUCGCCGCGUUAAUCCAAGAAUUUGGGUCAAACCCCCCAAACCAACCCAACUGACCCGGUUCGGUUUUCUGGUACAAUUUGGGCGGUUUUGGUUUUAUGUCGGUUUCUUACAUCGGUUUGGGCAGUGAUCUUGGGUCAGUUCCGAUUUUGAAUUUCAGAACCAUAGAAACCGAAUUAACAGACUUAACAUACUUAUUAAAUAUAAUAUAUACUAAACUCAAACCCAAUAUCUCAUAACCGAUUUACACUCCAAACCCAAAUUAAAUCUCAAGGCCGAAUACCCCCUAGCCUCAACCGGCCAGCGGCCUAAACCCAAAAUAAAAAAUUUGGGAAUUAGGAAUGAAAAAAUAAUAAUAAUAAUUCUAAUUCCUAAAUAAAAGUUACUAAUUCUAAAACUAAAAACUAAAAAAAAGGAAAAAAAAAAAAACCUUCCCCUCCCUGCUGCAGGCGUUAUCCCAUUGUCGGUUGCCCAUCCCGACCCCUGUCGCCCAGCUGUUAACCUCUCUGUCGGCCAUUCCCCCCAGCUCCCCCCUACCGUCGGCCUCUCCUGUCCUCCUCACCUCUGCAUCGUCAUCAUUGUAGGUCGGCCAUUGAUCUCUGCUCCUCAUCUCUAUCCAUCGGUCGGCUGUUGACCUCUACCUCUCUCAGUCUUUGAAAUCUCUGUUCUCUGAAUCACUGUUCUAAGAUUGUAAAACUAGCAAAAGCUAUUCCCCAGAUAUUGGUAUUGGCAUUUAUUGUCCUUUUGUGGUUUUGUGCAUCCACCAUAAACAUUAUGGCGGUCCGCACAAGCAUUCAGCUUUUAUCGUAUUCUCAGGAGCUUGUGGACGGACAGCCACUCUAUGUUUCUUCAAAUUGCCUUCCUGUUAAGGCUUUAAAAUAUGAACCGGCUGGCCAUGCCUUUCAUAAUGCUGCUCUUAAACUCUUUGGCUGUGAGGAAGAUGAUACUACUGAAGUUGAUGAUCAGAAAGUCGGUAAUGAUAAGGAGCAAGCGUAUAUGCCAUCAUCUGAUUCGUAUAGCAACAAAGGGAAAAAGAAAUCUGGUGCUGAUGGCAAGCAGCAAGAUCACUAUGCAUUGCUCGGGUUGAGCCAUUUAAGAUAUCUUGCCACUGAGGAUCAGAUAAGGAAAAGCUACCGUGAAGCUGCCUUGAGACAUCAUCCUGACAAACUCGCGAAUCUUCUUCUUGCAGAGGAGACUGAGGCUGCAAAACAAGCUAAGAAGGAUGAAAUUGAGAAUCACUUCAAGUCCAUCCAAGAAGCAUAUGAGAUUUUGAUCGAUCCUAUAAAGAGAAGAAUCUACGACUCCACUGAUGAGUUUGAUGAUGAAAUUCCUACCGAAUGUGCCCCACAAGACUUCUUCAAGGUGUUUGGUCCAGCUUUCAUGAGGAAUGGGCGAUGGUCGGUGACCCAGCCUAUCCCAUCUUUAGGAGAUGACAGUACUUCACUAAAAGAUGUGGACAAUUUCUAUAAUUUUUGGUAUAGUUUCAAAAGCUGGAGGGAAUUCCCACAUGCGGAUGAGUAUGACCUCGAACAAGCCGAGUCUCGCGACCAUAGAAGGUGGAUGGAGAGGCAGAAUGCAAAACUAUCCGAGAAGGCUAGGAAGGAGGAAUAUGUUCGGAUUCGUGCACUUGUUGAUAAUGCAUAUAGAAGAGACCCAAGAAUACUUAGGAGGAAGGAAGAGGAGAAAGCUGAGAAACAGAGGAAAAAAGAAGCUAAGGUUCGUGCAAAGCAGUUGCAGGAGGAAGAAGCUGCUAGGGCUGCUGAAGAGGAGAGACGCCGGAAAGAGGAGGAGGAGAAAAGAGCUGCCGAAGCUGCUUUACAGCAUAAGAAAAAUAAGGAGAAAGAGAAGAAGCUCCUCCGGAAAGAGCGAACUCGACUUCGAGCACUUUCUGCACCUGUUUUAUCACAACAUUUACUUGAUCUUUCCGAGGAGGAUGUAGAAAGUUUAUGUAUGACCCUUGGCUUUGAGCAGCUUAGAAGUUUAUGUGAUAAGAUGGAUAACAAAGAAGCAUUAGAGCGGGCUAAACUAAUCCAAGAUGCCCGUGGAUACAAUAGCAACACAGAAGAGAAAAUAGUAGAUGAUGCGAACGGCUCACAUCUGAAUGGUUCUGUGGAUUCAAAUGGAAGUAUCCUUUCGAGCAGCAGCUCUGAGAAGAAGGAGAAACCUUGGACCAAGGAAGAGAUUGAGCUUUUGAGAAAAGGAACCCAGAAAUAUCCAAAAGGGACAUCUCGUAGGUGGGAGGUUAUUUCAGAGUACAUUGGUACGGGUCGGUCUGUGGAAGAGAUUCUGAAAGCUACCAAAACAGUACUUCUCCAGAAGCCUGAUGCUACCAAAGCAUUUGACUCUUUUCUCGAGAAGAGGAAACCAGCGGCAACUAUUGCAUCUCCACUUUCCACUAGGGAGGAAGUAGAAGGGGUUUCUAUGCCUUCAAGGACUGAAAACACAACUGUGAAGACAAGCAGCGCUGAAGACUCUGGUAAAGCUGCAAGUAAUCCUGUCGAUGUGGUUUCUGGCAAUGGUGUUUCAUCGAGUUCAGAACAAGGUGUAUGGUCUGCUGUACAAGAAAGAGCACUGAUUCAGGCUCUGAAGACAUUCCCAAAGGAAACCAGUCAGCGUUGGGAACGAGUAGCCACUGCUGUUCCCGGGAAGACUUUAAACCAAUGCAAGAAAAAAUUUGCAUUACUGAAGGAAAACUUUAGAAGCAAGAAAAGCACAGCUUAGUCACUUGAUUAAAUACCCCGACGGGGCCGAGAAGUGAUAUAUCUUCAAGAGGGAAUCGUCUUAACACAUCUCGGAACCUGCGUGAGCUACAACAUGUGUAACGAAACCAACCUCUCUUCUUAGUUCCUACAUUCUGACUUCUGCUAUGCCAUAGAGGUUUCCAUAACAAAUGUUUUCUACAGCAGUUAGCUUUAUAUAUUGAUAUAAAAUAUUCUACUUCUCAUUGAUUUUUUAUGGAGCAGUAUUUGCAUAGGUACCAAUAACAAUGGCUAUUUUUGUUUUAAUUAAUGCUAUAUGGUUUCAAUCAUUGUUUGAUA